AUGGCUACUUCGACUUUUGGACCUCGUCUGGCUGGUAAAGUCUGCAUUGUGACAGGCUCUUCAUCCGGCUUGGGCCGAGCAAUUGCACUGGCUUACUCUCAUGAGGGGGCGCACCUCGUCUGCGCUGAUCUCCAGCCAGCUGCACGUGCGAGUGUGAAUGGAGAGGAGGAAGUCAACACAGAUGAGCUGAUCAGAUCAAAUGGCGGCCAGGCUAUCUUCGUUGAGACGGAUGUCACCAAGACCGCUGCCGUGGAGCAAUUGGUAUCUAGAGCUGUCAUUCAGUUUGGUCGCAUUGACGUGCUGGUCAACAACGCUGGUAUCUCCGUCGAAGCAGGCAAAGAGCCUCGUCGGGUACACGAAACUCCAGAGGACUGGUGGGAUCUGACCCUGGCUGUCAACCUGAAGUCCAUCUUUCUCGUCAGUAAACAUGUUAUUGCUCAAAUGCUGAAGCAAGACAAAUCCGAGACUGGCGACCGAGGCUGGAUCAUCAACAUGUCGUCAAUCUUUGGCCUCGUCGGAGGAUACACCAAUGCUGCGUAUGCUGCGUCGAAAGGUGGUGUGACAAACUUGACGCGUACCAUCGCUCUCGAUUACGCGAGAGAUGGCAUUCACUGCAAUGCCAUCUGCCCAGGCUUUACGGAGACGGCCAUUUUUGCCGACACCAUCAAGACUCGCGACAGAGACCUCAUCCGGUCAAGGCAUCCUCUUCAUGGAACCGGAUCGCCUCAAGAUCUUGUUGGUGCUGCGAUCUUCCUUGCUAGCCAGGAGGCACGAUGGGUUACUGGGGUAAACCUCCCGGUAGAUGGUGGUUAUACAGCACAGUAG
This is a messenger RNA of Fusarium fujikuroi IMI 58289, 825 nucleotides long. RefSeq names its product related to short-chain alcohol dehydrogenase. The transcript is spliced from 4 exons. Gene Ontology annotation, molecular function: oxidoreductase activity, acting on the CH-OH group of donors, NAD or NADP as acceptor. NCBI's taxonomy places the organism in Eukaryota, Fungi, Ascomycota, Sordariomycetes, Hypocreales, Nectriaceae. The coding region runs from base 1 to 825 and encodes 274 amino acids. The record is from RefSeq and is a predicted model, not a curated record.